Cadophora gregata is the source of this 1761-nucleotide messenger RNA. It is a transcript of the gene ERO1, whose product is annotated as endoplasmic oxidoreductin-1. The transcript has 2 exons. The record is from RefSeq and is a predicted model, not a curated record. Bases 1 to 1761 code for a protein of 586 amino acids. Gene Ontology annotation, molecular function: thiol oxidase activity; FAD binding; protein-disulfide reductase activity. Gene Ontology annotation, cellular component: endoplasmic reticulum; endoplasmic reticulum membrane. Gene Ontology annotation, biological process: protein folding in endoplasmic reticulum. NCBI's taxonomy places the organism in Eukaryota, Fungi, Ascomycota, Leotiomycetes, Helotiales, Ploettnerulaceae.
AUGUUUGCGCGGUACGCAAUUUUAUUCUUUUAUCAGACAUGCUUGUCUAAUAGCGUUACUCAGAUCUCUCCCAAAGCAAUUGUCUCAGAUGCCUGCGCUUCCUACUCCACCCUCGACACUCUCAACCACGAGCUCAAGCCAUCGCUCAAUGAUAUCACACAAACCACCGACUUCUUCGCAUACUAUCGGCUCAAUUUAUUUGGAAAGGAGUGCCCAUUCUGGAACGAUGAUAGUGGCAUGUGUGGAAAUAUUGCUUGCGCCGUAAACACUCUAGACAAUGAAGAGGAUAUACCCGAAAUAUGGAGGGCGGAAGAACUGGGCAAGUUGGAAGGCCCUAAAGCAGGGCACCCCGGCAAAAAGUUACAAGAGGAACGUGGGCCAGUGAGGCCACUUCAAGGAAUGCUGGGUGAGGAUGUUGGAGAGAGUUGUGUUGUAGAAUAUGACGACGAAUGCGACGAGCGGGAUUACUGUGUUCCGGAGGAUGAAAGUGCUGGCUCAAAGGGAGACUAUGUGAGCUUGGUAGACAAUCCAGAGAGGUUCACGGGAUAUGCAGGAGAGGGCAGCAAGCAGGUUUGGGAUGCCAUUUACAGAGAGAAUUGCUUUUCGAAGUCAUCGUUCCCUAAGUCAGCGGCUCUUGGCACUUCAUCGUUUCCUGAGAAAGGUCCCGCAAUUAGCGAGCUACAAUCUGUUAUGAGAGAACGGGGUUUGCAACAAGCGCUCGAGGAGCACCAAAAGCAUACGCCAAAUACACCUUUCGUAACGGAAUCUGGUCUUGAGCAUGAGGAUCAAUGCUUAGAGAAACGGGUCUUCUACAGAGUUGUUUCUGGUAUGCAUACCUCCAUCAGUACCCAUAUCUGCUGGGAGUAUCUCAAUCAGACAACUGGAGCUUGGGGACCAAACUUGCAAUGCUACAAAGACAGAUUGCAUGGAUAUCCAGACAGAGUGUCCAACCUCUACUUCAAUUAUGCUUUGGUUCUCCGCGCAGUCACCAAACUUGGGCCUUACUUGAAGGACUACACCUUCUGCUCUGGCGAUCCAAUUCAAGAUCGUGAAACCAAGGCUAAAGUACAAGCUCUCACAUCAAGAGCGGGUACAGUGCCACAGAUCUUUGACGAGAGCCUCAUGUUCGUCAAUGGCGAGGGCCCAAGCUUGAAGGAAGACUUUCGUAACAGAUUCAGAAAUGUUAGCCGAAUCAUGGACUGCGUUGGCUGUGACAAGUGUCGGCUAUGGGGCAAGCUGCAAACUGCUGGCUACGGAGCAGCUUUGAAAGUCCUCUUCGAAUUCGAGAAUAAUUCUGAUGAUAUUCCCAUGCUCAAGAGAACAGAGCUGGUGGCACUUUUUAACACACUUGCUCGGAUCUCUAAUUCCCUUGGAGCGAUCGCCGAGUUCAGGAGUAUGGUGGAAGCUGAAGAGUCUCUAGAAGCAGAGAAGAUCAUCUCUGAUCGAGUCAUAAAACCUCACCACGUUAUACCUGGAAAGGAGUAUAAAGAUCCUACUGAGGCCGACUAUGUGGCUCACGAGAGUGAACCGUUCAAGCGCCAGAGGCUUGCCGCUAACGCCACGGUCUCGGAAGCCUUCUAUGCCGAAUUGGACCUAAUAUGGAGAGUGUCCAAGUUCGUGGUCAAAAGCUGGAUCAACUUCCCAUUUCGAGCUUGGCAGAUCUUCACCCUGGAGGCUUCGAGGGCUUGGAAUAACUACAUUGGUCUACCCGUCCGGCCAAGGGCAUGGAAAAUUCGGCGGCCUACAGUGGAUGAACUUUGA